This is a messenger RNA of Colias croceus (clouded yellow), 2344 nucleotides long. RefSeq names its product UDP-N-acetylhexosamine pyrophosphorylase-like protein 1 (gene mmy). NCBI's taxonomy places the organism in Eukaryota, Metazoa, Arthropoda, Insecta, Lepidoptera, Pieridae. The record is from RefSeq and is a predicted model, not a curated record. Gene Ontology annotation, molecular function: UDP-N-acetylglucosamine diphosphorylase activity. Gene Ontology annotation, biological process: UDP-N-acetylglucosamine biosynthetic process. Bases 255 to 1712 code for a protein of 485 amino acids. The transcript has a single exon.
AUGACGUACAAUUAUUUACUUCAAUAAAUUAGCAGUGUACAUUAAAUGGAAAAGUGGCUGUAUAAAGUACCUAUUACACAAGAAUGUAAAUAAACAAAAAUGUCUCGAAAUGUCAGAAGUUAGGCCGACGUGUUUCGUUGUGGUGGGGUGUAUCGUGAAAAUGUACGAAGGUGAUGUGGAACUCGAUCAGUAUACACUUUCUAAUCGCGGCGAUCGGUCCCGAUAAGAUAUAGAACGUUGAAAACCGCGCUAAAAUGUCGUAUGAAAAUCUCAAGGAAUACGUCAGUGCUCACGGUCAAGAACAUCUCUUGGAAUAUUGGCCGGAACUGAGUGACAAUGAGCGGGAACAAUUGGCGGGAGAAAUCCGGAAGUUGGAUCUCGCCGAAACUAAUGAAAUAUUUAGACGCGCGAACGAAGCUACUAAAGUUAUAUUGGAAAAGUUCGACGAUGAUUUGAAGCCUAUACCGCAGACUCAUUACGAAUCCGUGCCUGGUUUGAACGAAGAAAAAAUUACGGAGUAUGAAAACAUCGGUUUUAAAGAAAUUUCUGAUGGGAAAGUUGGUGUUUUGUUAUUGGCUGGUGGACAAGCUACUAGGCUCGGAUUUGGACACCCGAAAGGCAUGUAUGAUGUUGGUUUACCAUCUCAUAAGACAUUAUUCCAAAUACAAGCAGAGAGAAUCUUGCGAGUUCAACAAAUGGCAGAAGAAAGGACCGGAAAGUAUGGUAACAUUACUUGGUAUAUCAUGACGUCUCAACAUACUAGAGGUCCUACAGCUAAAUUCUUCAAAGACCACUCUUAUUUCGGUUUAAGUGAAGAGAACAUUGUCUACUUCGAACAGGGAACACUGCCUUGCUUUGAUUUUGGCGGUAAAAUAUUAUUAGACGAGAAACACCAUAUUGCGUCCGCACCAGAUGGAAACGGAGGCCUAUACAGAGCUUUAAAAACACAAGGCGUUUUAGAUGACAUCAAGAAGCGCGGUAUCCAACACUUGCAUGGACACUCUGUUGACAAUAUCCUGAUUAAAGUAGCAGAUCCAGUGUUUAUCGGUUAUUGUAAAAGUAAGAAUGCAGACUGUGCAGCUAAAGUUGUACAGAAAUCGUCACCAAGUGAACCUGUAGGCGUCGUAUGCAGAGUGAACGGACAUUACAAGGUUGUAGAAUAUUCCGAACUGACUGAUGAAGCCGCUGAACGCCGCAAUCCGGACGGCCGACUUACCUUCUCCGCAGGAAAUAUAUGCAACCACUAUUUCUCGUCUGAAUUCCUUCACAAAAUCGCCGAUUUCGAGCGUAAACUAAAACUGCACAUUGCCAAAAAGAAGAUACCGUACGUCGAGAGCGGUGUACGCCACAAGCCGUCCGAACCGAACGGUAUAAAGAUCGAAAAGUUCAUUUUCGACGUCUUCGAGUUCGCUGAGAACUUUAUUUGUUUGGAAGUGGCUAGAGAUGUGGAAUUCUCAGCGUUGAAGAACGCAGAUGCUGCGAAGAAAGACUGUCCCUCUACAGCUAAGCAGGAUAUUUUGAACUUACACAGAAAGUACAUUAGAGAAGCUGGUGGUGUUAUCGCUGAUGAUAUUGAUGUGGAAAUAUCUCCUCUUCUAUCGUAUGGAGGCGAAAACCUUAAGGAAUUGGUAAAUAACGAAGUUUUCACCAUAUCCCCUUUCCAUUUGAAAAGCAUGCAAGAAUCUAACGGUUACCAAAAUGGUAACCAUUGAUAUAAAAAGCAACAACUCAAGCCUUAAAAUUAAUAAAAAUGCCUGAAAACUAUUGAAAAGCAAUCAUAUUAAAGAUUUAAAUUCGCAUUUAAAACCAAUAAGAAACUUAUUAGAUUAGUCUAAAAUUUCAUUCAUUUUUUUCUUUUUUUUAACAUAACAGCACAAGGAUAAAACUUAAUUUAUAGUCAAAUAUUUUUCUAUAUUUUAAUUGCAAGAAUGUAUAAAAUUAUAAUAUUUUUAUAUUCAUUCCAUUUUAAUUCAAAAUGUAUUUUGCUGAUGUAACUUUUUAGCACAUAUCUUAUUAAUAAUUUUGAUUUCAAAAUAAUUUGCCUAAUGAUGUACCUAGAUAUUACAAAAUUAGCUAAAUACUAAUGGACUGCCAUUAAAAAUGACUUAUUAAUGAUAGUCAUAAAUUUUUUGUAAUUAAUGAUACACAUUUUUUAUCAUUAAUUAAUAAUUAUUAUUAUUACAACUAAUUACUUGGUGAUAUUACAUAAUAGAAAUUAGUAUGUAACUUAGUAUUAGUGAAUAUUAUAUUAUAACAUCAAUAAUUAAUUGUACCUAUGAAACAGCCUUUACAAAUUUCAUUAAAUUUUAAUCAUUUUUACAAUCCAAAUUAGUUUAAUGAAUUA